Molecule: messenger RNA, 2835 nt
Organism: Plasmodium inui San Antonio 1
Lineage: Eukaryota; Apicomplexa; Aconoidasida; Haemosporida; Plasmodiidae
Exons: 1
Coding region: 1-2835 (944 amino acids)
Source: RefSeq, a predicted model, not a curated record
AUGGAUUUCUCCCUGGGGAUGAAUGCACAAGAGUUUCGUGGAAGGAACAGAAUGGCAGCUUCGACGGAUGACCACUUACAGAACGGAGAUGAUCGCUCACUAACAGAAGAGGGGGAGUUCCUAACCGAAGACGACCUCGACGUGGACGACAUUUACAACUACGAAUCGCUCACCGAAAUGAAAAACAGACUCAUAAUAAAAAAAAACAAAAGUGACGAGGUGGACACAUUUUAUGGAGUCAUAGGGAAAGUACCAAAUGAGCGUGAGCAGGAUACCCACGAAAUUGGCAGCCCAAACAGGGAGCAUAUAAAUCGGAUGCAGGAGGAUGAACUGAUUAGCAGAAUUGUAGACGUAAAAAUGAUUUCCCAGGUGAAGAAGGAGAAGAGGAAAUUGCAGCAGGGGAUGAUCCCCCCAUAUGAGGGUGGUACAAGCGAUAUAUUUUUCGAUGAAGUGUCCAAGGGGAGUGACGAACCGGUUGGGUUAAAUAUGGAGAAUCCUUUGCAUGUCGAUCGUCCGCCGGGGCCACGUUCGGGCUUUCCCACCCCGAAGGGUGAGCAGAAGCAGCAACAGCAGAAAAAGACGCAAACGAGUGGGAAAUUGCCGAAUCGAGAAAAACACCCAAACAGUGACAACUACAUGGAGGAAGAGGACGGGACAAACCGCCCCCAAAGCAACGACUGUCAGUACCAACAGGAAAAUGAAGCUCUCUUCAGUGAGAUCAAAAGGACCUUUAAAAAAUACGGCGUGUGUAACACACAGAUUGUCGAAAUGUAUGAACACAUCCUGGACCUCUUCGAGGAAUACAAAUUGCGAAAAGAUGAAUCGGGACAGGUGAAAACUUUAGUGGAAAAUUGCAAAAAUAAGUACAUCGAAUUGAAGGAAAUAAGAAGGAAGAGAACAAAAGAACUUGUCUCCUGUGCAAGCUUCCUUCCAUUCUUUUAUCAUCUGAUGAAGCUUAUCAAGGCGAAGAACAAUCUGCUGGACAACGCACUAGCAGAGUCCUCCGAGAUUGACGUCACUUUUUUUAUUGUGUACCAAAAUUUGAAGUUAUACCUUUAUAGGAAGUACUACGAAAAAUACAAGCUCAUUUUUGUGAAGGAUUAUAUUUACAACAAGAAAUAUUACAAACGGAAGAAAGAGAGGGACAAGAACGAGCUGCUCACAGGGAUGCUAACCGAUGGAGUUGUCCCGGACUGCCAAUUGGUGCAUGACUGCGCACUCUUUAACGAGCGCUUUGUCAAUGGGGUCAACCACCCCAAUGGGUUCAACGACACACGUGUGCACUACAUGUUUGAUGGGUUCUCCAGCAAUUACUCCACUGAUUCGUCGGCGUCCUCCGAUUGGGCCGAGGCCACAAACACCGCAGUGAAGAAUGACGAGACCACUACAAACACUGCAAUGAAGAAGGACGAAGAAACUACCACUCAAAGGAAGAAGAGGAAGGAACACAAGCAGAAGUACUUCCAGACAUACAAGAUGAAAGCGGUGAAGAGGAGGUACCUCAUAGCCAUCCGCAACAUCUUCAAAGACGUGCACUCCUAUUUUGUCAACUUUAAAAAUGCCAUCAGACAUUUUUAUUUUCUCAGAUUACACAAUGAAGAUUUUUACUUAGCACACAGUUGCAUGUCCUUAUUCGAUCCUGUUUUUCUGUUUUUUGCAAAAUGUGAGUUACUCUUUUGGGAUCCUCUCUACCAAUUCUAUCAGACCAGAACGAAGAAAAGGAAGCUACUCUCCUUGGUCGAAGAUCAAAUUGGAGGGAGCGACUCGGGGCAGAUGCAUGCCAAAUUGGUGCAGUUGUACAGAAAUGACGACUUCUUCAGUGCAAAUAAUCCUCCUCGAGGGAAGAAACACUUCCUGUCCCCUGUGCUCAAUUGGACCUAUGGAGAUGACACCGCCAAUUCGUCCCACGAGGCGGACGAGGCGGACGGAGCAGCUUCGUCGGUGGAUCCCUUCCCAGGGGACCCAUCCACCGAAGACGAGAUCGACCACAGCACGCAAUCGUCCGAAUCGGAGGACGCGUUUUCUUUCACCAGUUCCAGCGAAGCAGCGGGGGGGGGAGGGGCAAAAGUCGGAGAAUCGUCAAUCUCGGGAGAAUCACCAAUCUCGGGAGAAUCACCAAUCGGGGAAAAACCGCCAAUCGGGGAAAAAUCGCCAAUCUGGGAAAAACCCCCUGUGGAGAAAAAAAAAAAAUACAAACCCGCGAAGAAACACUUCCACAACAACCCCAGCGUUAAAAGCUUCGAGUGGUACAAAUUUAUGGACGAGCUGAUGUAUAUCUACCAAGUGGACGACGAAAAGGAGGUCCUGAAAAAGUUGUAUGACCAAAUUUUUAACAAUAAGGUGCACGAAUUAGUGGAGGCAUGGAACCCCCUAUCCUUGAAGCAGAGCUACAAUUUGUGCGUAAUCCUGGCGGAGUACCUCCUCUACAAUCAGGACCGGACACACGUUACCGACAUGGUGAAAGAGAAGAUAAACAACUGCGUGUUUACUUUUUUCGAGGGCUAUAAAAAUAUAAGUAGCCAAAAGAAGAAAAACAUCUUCCUAAUGAGGUGUUUAAAGAUAGUAAAAAGUGUAAGGGGCAUCCUUUCUCUGCUGAGUGACGAUGCCCUUCACGAUUUUGUUAAAAAAAUAUUCUACAACUUUGUCCUGACGAAUUAUGAUUAUUCCAGCAAAUUACACAACUUGAUUGUGUCCGCCGUGGUGCACAUAAUCCUCUCGUUGGGUAUUCCAAAGGAGAGCAAAUUUUUUCAAGACAUUUCCACUGUGUUGUGUGGCAUCACGGAUAGGCUGCGCUCAGGCGACUUCGACCACGGAAAGUUCAAGGUGGAGAAUUAG